Molecule: messenger RNA, 4442 nt
Organism: Cyprinodon tularosa
Lineage: Eukaryota; Metazoa; Chordata; Actinopteri; Cyprinodontiformes; Cyprinodontidae
Gene: epas1b
Product: endothelial PAS domain protein 1b
Exons: 16
Coding region: 372-2975 (867 amino acids)
Biological process (GO): regulation of transcription by RNA polymerase II; cellular response to hypoxia
Cellular component (GO): cytoplasm; nucleus; transcription regulator complex
Molecular function (GO): DNA-binding transcription factor activity, RNA polymerase II-specific; RNA polymerase II transcription regulatory region sequence-specific DNA binding; protein dimerization activity
Source: RefSeq, a predicted model, not a curated record
AGAGAGCGAUCCGCCUGCGGAGGGACUGCUGCCCUCAGAAGGCGAGGAAAGUCUGGAACCUGCGGCAGCGGUGCUUACUUCUCUCCCAGCCGGUGUUGCGCGCUCUCUUCUGCGGGUGAGAGGCUGUACGAUCCUCGGCAGUGAUCUGAGACUGUACGCCCCCCGAUUAUCCACCACCUGUGGCCCCCCAGCCUGGAAGCACAGCCCCCUGCUGCAUGCCAGGAUCCUCAGGGUCCUCCUGUUCUGCGCACUGGGCCGCACUGUUUUCCUUUUUUUUGCGUUUUGCAUUUUUUAAAUAGAAAACAAGCUUCUGUUAACUCUAAAGUUGGACUUAACUCAGACUGUCGGACUUACAAGACUGAGAUUAAACCAUGGCGGCUGACAAGGAGAAAAAGAGGAGCAGCUCAGAGCGGCGUAAGGAAAAGUCCCGCGAUGCGGCUCGCUGCAGAAGGAGCAAGGAGACGGAGGUGUUCUACGAGCUGGCCCACCAGCUGCCCUUACCACACAGCGUCAGCGCUCACCUGGACAAGGCCUCCAUCAUGAGGCUGGCCAUCAGCUUCCUGCGCACGCGCAAACUGCUCGCCACAACCAUGAACACACACGCAGAGACACAAGAAGGCUGCGGCAGCUGCAACCAAGCCGAGGAUGGACUCAUGGACAACCUGUACCUGAAAUCUCUGGAGGGCUUUGUCACCGUGGUAACAUCAGAUGGAGACAUGAUCUUCCUGUCUGAGAACAUCAACAAAUUCAUGGGCCUCACGCAGGUGGAACUCACAGGUCACAGCAUCUUUGACUUCACACACCCAUGUGACCACGAAGAGAUCAAAGAAAACCUCAGCCUGAAGUCAGCAGGGAGCCUCCAUAAGAAAAGCAAAGACCUGAGCACAGAGCGAGACUUCUUCAUGAGGAUGAAAUGCACAGUGACCAACAGAGGGCGCACUGUUAAUCUCAAGUCAGCAAGCUGGAAGGUGCUGCACUGCACCGGCCACCUGAAGAUGUACGACGGCUGCCCGUCACGAGUCCUCUGUGGCUACAAGGAGCCUCCGCUCACCUGUGCUGUCCUGAUGUGCGAACCCAUCCCGCACCCGUCCAACAUUGAUGCCCCGCUGGACAGCAGGACGUUCCUGAGCCGACACAGCAUGGACAUGAAGUUCACCUACUGCGAUAACAAAGUGACAGAGUUGAUGGGUUACUCCCCUGAGGACCUGCUGGGUCGAUCGGUCUACGAGUUCUACCACGCCCUGGACUCAGACAGCGUCACUAAGAGCCACCACAACUUGUGCACCAAGGGCCAGGCAGUGAGCGGUCAGUAUCGCAUGCUGGCGAAGAACGGAGGCUAUGUCUGGGUGGAGACUCAGGGAACUGUCAUUUACAACAGCCGCAACUCUCAGCCCCAGUGCAUUGUUUGCAUCAACUACGUCCUGAGCGACGUGGAGGAGAAGUCGGUGAUUUUCUCCCUGGAGCAGACGGAGGCCAUGUUCAAGCCACCUCACAUGAGCAGCUUCUUCACCACCGAAGGAGCAGGCAUGACUGCAGAGGGAAGAGACUCCCUUUUCACCUCCUUCAAAGAGGAGCCAGACGACCUGGCUCAGCUCGCUCCGACGCCUGGAGACACCAUCAUUUCCCUUGACUUUGGUCGUCCUGAGUUUGAGGAAUCCCAGCAGCCAGCACCAUUCCCCUCAGUGUCCUCUUCAUCCAUGCCACCUCCUGGACCUUCAUCUUGGACAGGCGAGAGCCAGAAACCAGCUCCUGCUGCCGGCGACAUGCCUUUAAGGGCUGGUGCUUUCACCAUGCAGCAGAAGCCUCCACCUGGAAGCGCUACUCCGAGCCUCAGCAGCUGCUCCACGCCUAGCAGCCCAGGUGAUUACUACAGCUCAGUGGAGAGCGACCUGAGGGUAGAGCUCACCGAGAAGCUGUUUGCUCUGGAGACUGACGGGAACGACAGGGCUGCACACAAAGAGGAGGACUUAAGUGACCUGGAUUUGGAAACCCUGGCCCCUUACAUCCCAAUGGACGGUGAAGACUUUCAGCUGAAUCCCAUCAUCCCAGAGUCAGAACCUCUGGAAGGGGCUGGAGCAGGAUCCAUGGGGAGCAUGAGCAACCUAACCAUCCAUCAGAGCUGCAACAAUGUGGCCAGCCUCUUCCAGCCACUGACCUCUCUUCCUCAGCCUCAGAACGGCUAUCAGCAGCAACCACAAGCGGCAUGGGCCAGCGGUGAGAGAAGAGGCUCCAACCUGGGCUCUGUGGAGUCCCAGCAGAGGUCAUGCAUGAUGCGCCCCAUUCACAACCCAGCUUUCCGAGGCCCGGCCAGCACACCACUGUCUUCCAUGCAGUGGCCUCCUGACCCAAUAAUAACCUACCAACAAUGGCCGCCGAAGGCCUGUCUGAUGGACAAUCUGUUUGGGGAAGAACGCCCCUCAUGCCAGCAGAACAUGUCACUUCUAAUGCAUAAACAAAGGUCUGUUGACAAUUUUGUGCAAGCGUACAAAGACGUUAGUCCAGCUACAGUUGCCAUGAAUAACAGCAUGAAGCGCUCCUUCAACCAGAUGGCUCUGGGUGAUAAAAAGGUGACAAACAUUGUAUGGAAGAAGAUGAGGGGUGACGGCUGUAUGGAUCGCUCCCUGAGUGCAGGAUCCCUCACAGAGUCAGGGAUGAUGGGGCGCAUGAUGCCGAGAAACGGACCCCUCUUUCCCAGCCCUCUACACCAACACAGGACGUCUCAGUAUCAUGGGGGUGGGAUCAGGCGCCCCGAUGACAAACCUUUUCCCCGAAAGAGCUGCAGCUUCACAGAUUAUAACAUGUGUGCUUCUAACAAGACUGAAGGUAUAGCGAGCCGUUUGCUUGGCCCUUCUUUCGAACCCUCCUGUUUACCCCAGCUGACCCGUUAUGACUGCGAGGUCAACGUCCCGCUGCAGGGGAACCUCCAUCUCCUCCAGGGAUGUGACCUGCUCCAAGCCCUUGACCAGUGCAUCUAAACUCCAUAUGUCUGGACUUCGGCCCUAAGCCUCAACCUGCAGCCCAUGACUAAGUCUUUCUUUGCCUCUGGACCAAAUCCUGGAGGCUAGACCACCUGUAGACGGCGGAUUUAGUGAACACUUACUGCCUUACACAGCCCCUCUCCCUUCUUCCCUCUAAACAUGCAGAAAAAUACAGAGUUCAAGCCACAUACAGAGUUGAAUCAUUCUUCAGCCUAAAGCAGAUGUAGGCUGGGUGGAGGAGUGACCCCCGUACAUUGCAUCAGUUUGAAAUGGGUCGCUGGGGAAUGAAAGGUCAAUGCUGGGUAUUUAUGGGGUUAUAUAAUGUUACUCUCACUUUGUGUAUUAACGAGUUCUGACGGCAUGUAUGGAAUCACAUGGGUUGCAUUUAAAAGGUCGCGGAGGGAUGCAGUCGUUCCACUCCCAGGAUACCCCUCUAUCCUCUACCUAAAUCAUGUAGCUUUCAGGUGAACUUACACUACAUACACACUAGCAGAGACACUGUUCUCCUUCCUUUUUUUCUUUUUUUUGACUAACUUGAGCCUUUUUCUACAUGCAUUCAGAAACUAUUUGCUUGCAUCUUUCUUUCUGAAUCAGUUCUGCGGAGUUAUAGCUUUAGAUAUCCCACUAUAUAUUUUUCCUCAGUUUUCAUCAAUCUGUUGUGAGAUGAUUCCUUCAGCAUUUAUUCGCCAAACUGAAUAUCCUCAUUGAACUGAUGCAACACUGCCGCAUUAACACUGCCUUCUUGUGUUCUUGUAUAUGUGCUUCUUUUCAAAUAGCAGUAAAACACACCUAGUACACGUACUUCUUUUUAAAAUCUGAUCAUUUUGAAUGUGUCUGUGUGAGAACAGGGUAUUUUUUGUUUGUUUGUUAUUGUGACAUCAAUUCAACAAAUUCACCAGUUGCACAGAAGAGUUUGACUUGCACAAGGUUCAUAGGACGCAUCAAAGCAGUGGUGUGCACAGAUGACCGGGAGGAAAAGCCUGAAAAAUGUGUUCAGAUUUGCGGUUAUUUAUAUAUUGAUGGUUUUAGAAUGAUGAAAUUCGUGUGGUUUACUGUCACUAAAGAUUUUCUGCAUUUCCAGACAUUUUUAGCAGAAAGUGAUGAAUAGGAGAUUUAAUGCCAGUGUCCAAUUUGUGUAAAAAAUGUUAAGCUUGCUGCUCUAAUGUAGUUUAUUCAAAGAUUUUUCUCUUUUUUUUUUUUUUUUUUUUUUUUUUUUUUUUUUUUUUUUUUAGAAUUACAUUAUUUAAUUAUUUGGGUAAUAUAAGCAUAAUCAGAAAGUUUAGUUUUCUUAUGCAAACUAAAAUUCACGAUGAUGAAGCUUCAUUAAGCACCAUGUAAUAGUGAUUAGCUAAUACACUUCGCAUCGUUUAUAUAUCAGUCUUGGACUGUUUAUGCUCAGGUUUUUCAAAAGGAUACCAACAGCUUCUUAUCCAGCUUGUACCAUAGCGGACAGACGUUAAAGAA